AGUGCUCUCCCCCAUCCCCAUGCAGAAAGAGUGGUGGUGGUGAGGUGAGUCAGGCGAGCGCGUGCCAGCGUGAUCCAGCGUGAGCGAGCCGAUGGUUGACGUGGAGUGGAGUCAGUCACCCGUCGCUCCGGGAUCACUCUGCCGUCAUGGCUGUCGUGCUUCCUUGCCCACUCUCCCCCACCUCGUCCUAGGAGACUGAAUCGCGAUCGAUCGGGAGGUUUCCGCCUUACCUCCAAGCCUGGUGAUCGAUCGGGAGGUUGCCUUCCCCCAGGCCUCGCCCACGGAGAUUCAUCUGUUCGAUCACGCAUCUCUCUCCUAGCAGCCACUCCUGCUCCGUACUAAUUGAUUCGCCCAAUUGAUUCGCGUGAUUCACGCAACCUUCGGUCGAUUGGUCACGUUUGCUCACUUCCGGGGGUGCGUGGCGGCGUUGCCCAGGCGGAGGAGCCUGGAGCGUUUCCCGUUGGCCGCUUUGUAGUGGCUGCUUUUCCGUAACCCCAUAGCGGCUUCGUGGCGGCAAUUCCGUAGGCUCAUAGCGACCACUCCCGCAGCCUCAUACGCGCAGCCUCCCGCAGCGUCGAACGCGCAAUCCGAUGGUGGUGCCGCGAGUGUCCCCCGAGAGCAGGCCCAGGACGGACGGCUUCGCGCAAGGCUCGGACUGCCCCAUCUGCUGGGAAGCCUACGAUAACAGCGUGAGAGCACCUCACGUGCUGCUGUGCGGCCACACCUUCUGCAAGCACUGCGUGCUCAUCCUCCCUAUAGCCGUCUUCAAUAAGCUCCCCUCGCUGCACAUCCAGCUGCCAUGGCUCGUCGACUGCCCGCUGUGCCACUGGAUGACCCCAAGGCUCGUCGUUGAGGGCAACCUGCAAUACCCUUUUAAGAAUUUCUCCCUGCUAUGGCUUCUGGAGGCUUCCAGGCUCGCUCUUCCUCGAGGCAUCCAGUCACCCGCAAGGCACUCCCCCACCCGCUCCCCUCUCACCCACGGGCCAAACUCCCUAGAGCAGUCGGAUCUCUUCUUGGCCCAUGAACCGCGCAGCAGCAGCAUCACCGAUGCUCAGGUCGGCAGCAGCAGCAGCAGCAGCAGCAGGAGAAGAAGCAGUGGAGAUUACAGCAGCAGUUUCAACAGCAGCAGCAGCAGCAGUGCUUUCUUGGAAGCUCAAAACCUGGGAGCCCAAGCCUUGGGUGCUCAGGUGCUGGGAGGGCGGGCAUUAGGGCAGGCGUUAGGGUCCCAAACCUCUGGCGGUCAGACCCUCUGGUGGGUGCUGCCUCGCGUGCUGCUUGAGCAGUGGCGCCCAGGAGGCUCCCCAGCAGCAGCAGCUGGCGCCGCCGCUGCUGCUGCUGCUGCCGUGGCCGUGCAAGCCCUGCAGCAGCAGCACCAGCACCAGCAGCAGCAGCCGGAUUGGGUAGAAGCAACACAUGUCCCACAUCAUUACCUUCACCGCUUGCAGCAGCAGCAGCGGUGGCAGGGGCAGGGGGGGCCGGGGGCAGGUUUCCAUCACCUGCUGUAUUCCAGUCGGCAGCAGCUGGCCGUGUGGCUGCUGGAGCGGGCGAUCCAAUGGUUCCCAUUCAUCCGCUCAUUCAUCAACGGUGUGAAAUACUACCUGGGCCGGCUACAGCAGCUGUGCACACGGCUGCCGUUCCUGGGCGUGCUGGCGGUGGUGAGCUUUGUGAUCGUGCCCUGGUGCUCGCUGGCUCUGCUCUGCUACCUGGCUGUCUUUCUCUUUGUGGCAGUGCCGGCGGCGGUGUGCCUGGUGCUGUCGAUUUACUGGUCGGAGGCGCUGCUGCGAAGGCUGACAGGGAUGCCGUGACAAGACCGUGGAAGGAAUACUGGAGAUCGUUGUGAAUGCAUACAGUAGCCAUGAAUGCCACACUUCAGCAUGCAAGAUGCAGUAGCAACUAAGUCAUUGCGCACCGAUUUGUAAAUAAGAUGGAGAUACGUAUUGUUUAGAGCAUGUUCAAGUACGUCCCUCUUGGAUGAUCCCUGUUUCUGUUGCUCAGAAGGCCCUUUAACGGGCAUGACACCUCUAUUGCUGUAUAGACUGACUUUCUUUGAA
Messenger RNA from Closterium sp. NIES-67, 2051 nucleotides. The record is from the annotation of a GenBank genome assembly. NCBI's taxonomy places the organism in Eukaryota, Viridiplantae, Streptophyta, Zygnematophyceae, Desmidiales, Closteriaceae.